CAAUAAUCAAGACUUCGGGGCCGAAGGACUAUGUUGUUGAGGUCGAAGGCCAGUACAUUCACGAAGAUACCAGAAGCUGGUGGCUAACACCAACAUUUGCCAAAGGUGUGGGUGUGUUUGGUCUUGGAGUUGUAAGCGGUGUGGGGUUGGCGGCGUUGUACUCCUACUUGAACGGAUCCCAGGAUGGCUACUCCAGUGCCCGUGUUUCAGGGCCAGAGUACACGUACAAUCCUACUCCGUCCGAUGCUGCAACCCAUAGCCCUACUCCGUUGGACGCUACGAUAUACCACGACGCUACGGGAUACCACUCUACUUUGUCCGACGUUGCAACGCCUAUCGUGCUCGUCAGGAACGCUUCCGAGUGCGUCAGUUCCGGUGCCGAUAAGUGUGGCGUAGGACCUAUCAAGCCCCCAUUCGAUGGAGCAUCAAUGAUUUCAGCACAGGAGUUAGCUGUGCUGAAGGCGGGAUCGUGUAGGGAGGCAUUCGCUGAUCUCAAGGCACCACUGAUAGAAGCAACCAUGAACGGCUGGGAGCAGCUCGACUGGUCCGAUUGUGCUGACAGCGGAGGCUGGGUCAUCUGUACAGAUGACCGGAGCUCGAUAUCGGAGUGCUACAGCUUUGGUUUUCCGUACAGGUUCGAUUUCCCCACCGUCUGGGAGGCAGUUGUCCAUCGCCUGAAACCCUCCAAAUGCUCCUUCCGCUGCAACAAAAGGCUGGUAGCCUAUCGUAAAUAUUUGCAGCGCGGAUGGGUGCUAACAGAGUCUAUUGGCGAAGACCCCUUCCGGAGUAGUGAACGACACAUACACGACGUAGGGCUGGCAUAUCCCGGACUAGACUACUAUGGACAGAGCGGCUGUAGUCAAAGGUACGAAGACCACUGUGAGCCGCGCAUUUCAGGGGCAGAUUGUUAUUGCCCUGAGGCGACGUUCUGGGCCAAUGUCACUGCUCCGUCGGGCAAGAAAAUUCGAUGGGGCACGAUCAACCACAUCAAUACCUACGCGGAAGAUCUGAUACGCUAUUAUACCGCGUUUAAGAGACGAGGGUACAAAGUGACACAGUGCGGUUUUGAAUGCAGGAGAUUACAAAAGAGUAGUUUUGACGAUGCUUUACAUGUCACUCAGCUCGCGUUUUACCAUGGGCCCCUUGCCGGGGAGCCGCCCAUGAAUAGAUCACGUUACCUCGACAGUCUCUUCUUGUAG
Molecule: messenger RNA, 1199 nt
Organism: Gregarina niphandrodes
Lineage: Eukaryota; Apicomplexa; Conoidasida; Eugregarinorida; Gregarinidae
Product: putative transmembrane protein
Exons: 1
Source: RefSeq, a predicted model, not a curated record